GUCACCCGGCAUGCUAUCUGUGUGAGCCUCGGCUCUGCGCACAAUUACUGCCGGACAUAAGCUUGUGAUUACGCGCACUGUGUCCCAUUUGAUGUUUGUUAAUUUGUAACUACAUUAGUUGCCCUACAAACGCAGAUCUGACGAACUGCACUGCGCAGGAUGGAGUGGCAGCCGGAUGAACAGAGUCUGCAGCAAGUUCUUCAGCUCCUCAAGGACUCUCAGUCCCCGGACACAGCAACUCAGAGAGCUGUGCAAGAAAAAUUGGAGCAACUUAACAGGUUUCCAGAUUUCAACAACUAUCUCAUCUUUGUUCUCACAAGCUUAAAAUCUGAAGACGAGCCCACUCGCUCUCUGAGUGGACUGAUACUGAAGAACAACGUGAAGGCUCACUAUCAGAACUUCCCUCCUAAUGUGGCUGAUUUCAUCAAACGAGAAUGUCUCAACAACAUCGGAGAUCCUUCGCCGCUCAUCAGAGCGACGAUCGGAAUCCUGAUCACCACAAUAGCUUCCAAAGGAGAACUGCAGACCUGGCCGGAGCUUCUGCCUCAGCUCUGUAAUCUGCUGAACUCUGAGGACUACAACACCUGUGAGGGUUCUUUUGGAGCGCUACAGAAGAUCUGCGAGGAUUCUUCAGAGUUGUUGGAUAGUGACGCUCUGAACAGGCCUCUCAACAUCAUGAUGCCAAAGUUCCUCCAGUUUUUUAAACACUGCAGCCCCAAGAUCAGGUCACAUGCUAUAGCAUGUGUGAACCAGUUUAUCAUUGGUCGAGCUCAAGCGCUGAUGGAUAACAUCGACACCUUCAUUGAGAGUCUCUUUGCCCUGGCAGGUGAUGAGGACAGUGAAGUGCGGAAGAACGUGUGCAGGGCACUUGUCAUGCUGCUGGAGGUCCGCAUUGAUCGUCUUAUUCCACACAUGCACAGCAUCAUCCAGUACAUGCUGCAGCGUACCCAGGACCCAGAUGAGAAUGUGGCUCUGGAAGCCUGUGAGUUCUGGCUAACUUUGGCUGAACAACCUAUCUGUAAAGAGGUUCUGUCUGGUCAUCUGGUCCAAUUGAUCCCUAUUCUGGUGAAUGGGAUGAAAUACUCUGAGAUCGACAUUAUUCUUCUGAAGGGUGAUGUUGAAGAGGAUGAGACUAUUCCAGACAGCGAGCAAGACAUCAAGCCUCGCUUCCACAAGUCGCGUACUGUUACUCUGCAGCACGAAGGAGGAGACGGUGAGGAAGGAGAGGACAUCGAUGAAGAUGAGGAUGAUGAUGAUGACACUUUGUCAGACUGGAACCUACGAAAGUGUUCAGCUGCAGCUUUGGAUGUUCUUGCUAACGUUUUUCGUGAGGAGCUGCUUCCACAUCUCCUGCCCCUCCUUAAAGGCCUGUUAUUCCACCCAGACUGGGUCAUCAAGGAGUCUGGCAUCCUGGUGCUGGGAGCCAUUGCUGAGGGUCAGACACAGUCUGUUUUUAUUUCUCAAAAUCGAGUGUUCUUCCAUCAUUUUUAUGAUGAGGUCAUCUGAUAAGACUGCCACCAG
Messenger RNA from Thalassophryne amazonica, 1521 nucleotides. It is a transcript of the gene tnpo2b, whose product is annotated as transportin-2. Bases 160 to 1506 code for a protein of 448 amino acids. The transcript has 12 exons. Gene Ontology annotation, cellular component: nucleus; cytoplasm. Gene Ontology annotation, biological process: protein import into nucleus. Lineage: Eukaryota; Metazoa; Chordata; Actinopteri; Batrachoidiformes; Batrachoididae. Gene Ontology annotation, molecular function: small GTPase binding; nuclear import signal receptor activity. The record is from RefSeq and is a predicted model, not a curated record.